CCGUACUGAACCGAAGCUUGCCCGCUUGGCGCUUGCCUUUCGGUCGAACGCUUCGGCCAGAGGUGGAGGAGCAUCGGCGUUGGGAAGGAGAAGAAAAUUUUUACGAAGAAGGAGCGAAGGUGACACUCGUCUUCCCCCGACCCCCACGUUUUCCCCUUGUCUACCUGUCCGUCUACCCGUGCUUAUUUUCCUCUAAGUCCCGUAAAUCCGCCUUACAACUGGAUUUAUUAAAAUCGGGAUUUAAGGUAAAACGGAGGAGAAAUGGGAUUUGAGAUUCUGUAGGAUUGUAAGUUGUCAUUUUUGCUUUUUGGAAGGAUUUAGAUUGAGUCCUUCUUAAAUUCUAUUCAAAUCCCUGCUACUAAACAGCUGCGGAAAGUUUGUGCUCUAUAAGUAUUUGAAUUGGAAAUUUCGGAAGAAGGCAGAAAAAGAAUUGCUCUUCUCUGGUGCUCCAAUCCGGAUAAGGCUUUAAAUUUGGCAAGCCGUGAAUCAAAUGAGCAUUACAUGCAUGGAGAGCUGUUUUUCAACCUUCGUCGAGUGAGUUACAGCACAACUGUUCUCGCAGUGGGAGGUUAAAUGACGUUCAUGCGCUCAAUACUCCGUUCCAGGAAGCAAAUCCAGACUGUAAUUGCUGGUAUGCCAUCUGAUAUCCUAAGAUCGAGAAUCAUGGAGCGAGAGAGGUUUCGACAGAGGCGUAGAAAUCCUAGUCGUGAUGAGUUUUUCGUGCAAGUGCCUGAAGGGUCCAGGUGGCUCGACACUGCAACCAUGCCAAUGGUCCUCACUGCAGUUGCAAUUGCCCUCUUUGCCAAAGUCCUGAUGAUGUAUGAUGAAACCAAAGCCCAAGAAACGUUAGAGCGUAAAAUAGCAAGGGCUCCUCCUGAACAGGGAACGGUCAGGAUGCUUUCACGUGAGGAGUGGGAUGAAAUCCAGGAAAUCAGACCAAGGACCCCGUUUGAGUCUGAGCUCGCUCGCCCUAAUGCACGCAUUAGAACCGGAGAGCCAAUUCGCUUGGAGGAUUUGAAGGACUGGACCAGCGAUGUAUUCGCUCAUGCUCUUACCAGAGCUGAAGGAAUUGUAAAGCGGAGUUAAUAUAACAAAUAUCCAUAUUUGUCUCUUAAGGUUCUGGAAGUUUAGUUGCUUUAGAAAGUGAAGGAUUUUAUUUUCAGUCAUUUUGGGCAUGAAAUUAAAAAUUCGAAUUUCAAGCGAUUUGUUAGUUUGAACUUUGUAUGUAAUUUUAUUGUUUUUUAAUAAAGUAUGAUUUCUAAGUUGAUAAAUGUAUUUGCUGAUGAUCUUACCA
This is a messenger RNA of Phalaenopsis equestris, 1294 nucleotides long. RefSeq lists its product as uncharacterized. The transcript is spliced from 4 exons. Bases 574 to 1086 code for a protein of 170 amino acids. NCBI's taxonomy places the organism in Eukaryota, Viridiplantae, Streptophyta, Magnoliopsida, Asparagales, Orchidaceae. The record is from RefSeq and is a predicted model, not a curated record.